AGGAUUUUGAAUUUCAAUAUAUACCAAUUUCUUCCAACCACUUACAACCCUAGUUAUAAAAAAGGAAUUGGUAACCAAUGUAGAGUAGUACAAAUACAAAGGAAUAAUGUAUCUUGAUUAAUACAAUACAAUAGAAAAACAUCCCUAGCCAUGGCAAUUCUAACUCUACCCUUCCCCACCACUACCGCCACCCGGCCACCGCGACAGCCCAUUGCCGCCAUCAUGAAACAACCCACCCCGACCUUGCCCCGCCCUAAAACAACCUACUCAAUGACACAAGAAAAGAUCGAAAUAUUCAACUCGCUCGAGCCAUGGGCCACCACACACCUCCUCCCACUUAUCAAACCAAUCGAGAAAUCCUGGCAGCCGAGCGAGUUCCUCCCCGACCCAACCCGUCCCGAAAAGGAGUUCAUAGAAGAAGUCCGGGCCCUACGCCAGCACACUGUCGGGCUUCCCGAUGAAUUCUUUGUUGUGUUGGUUGGAGACAUGAUCACCGAGGAAGCACUGCCUACGUACCAAAGUAUACUGACACUAUGCGACCCAAAUCGCGACGAAGACUUCAACAAAAACCCAUGGUCUGCUUGGAUAAGGGCCUGGAGCGCCGAGGAAAACCGGCACGGUGAUUUGCUUAGGACUUAUCUGUAUCUUUCCGGCAGGGUAAACAUGGCUAUGAUCGAGAAAACUGUGCAAUACCUUAUUGGAUCUGGAAUGGACAUUGGUGUGGAAAAUAAUGCUUACUUAGGGAGUGUGUACACGUCCUUUCAAGAACGGGCGACAUUUAUAUCCCAUGGAAACACGGCAAGGCAAGCCAAGAUACACGGCGACCCGAUUCUUGCAAGCAUAUGCGGGAGCAUUGCUGCAGAUGAGAAACGCCACGAGAAUGUGUAUGUUAAAGUUGUCGAAAAAUUGCUUGAGAUUGAUCCCAAUGAUACCAUGAUGGCAAUAGGUAAUAUGGUGAGGAAAAGAAUAACAAUGCCAGCCCACCAGAUGACCGACGGCCAUGACCCUGAUCUUUUCAAGCAUUUUGCAUAUGUGGCGCAACGACUUAAGGUUUUCACGGGUCAUGACUACAUAGAUAAUUUGGAGUUCAUGAUCGGGCGAUGGGGGCUCGAAAAGCUCGAGGGAUUGAAAGGCGACGCAAGAUGUGAGCAAGACUUCGUCUGUAGUCUCCCACCUAAGCUCAAAAAAUUGAUGGAACGAGACGAGAAAAAGGCCAAGGAUCAACAAAGGUUGAAAUUUAGUUGGAUUUUUGAUAAAGAAAUCAUAAUUUAGCUUCAAAUUUAUAUAAUAUAGAUGAAGUAAUUAAUGUUUGAUAUAUAUCUAUAUAUAUAGAUCAAAUAUAGUAACCAUAAAUCAAAUAACUUGUCAUGUAGAUAAAAAAACAAUGUAUUAAGUUAGAAAUAGUAUAUGCUUAAUGCAUGUAA
Molecule: messenger RNA, 1424 nt
Organism: Andrographis paniculata
Lineage: Eukaryota; Viridiplantae; Streptophyta; Magnoliopsida; Lamiales; Acanthaceae
Product: stearoyl-[acyl-carrier-protein] 9-desaturase 6, chloroplastic-like
Exons: 2
Coding region: 151-1272 (373 amino acids)
Biological process (GO): fatty acid metabolic process
Cellular component (GO): chloroplast stroma
Molecular function (GO): stearoyl-[ACP] desaturase activity
Source: RefSeq, a predicted model, not a curated record